Diversispora eburnea is the source of this 521-nucleotide messenger RNA. The record is from the annotation of a GenBank genome assembly. NCBI's taxonomy places the organism in Eukaryota, Fungi, Glomeromycota, Glomeromycetes, Diversisporales, Diversisporaceae.
AUGGGACGUUACACUAUUCAAAAGAAUCUAGUUGAUGGUACCACUGUUUACAAACGAAGUCCUCCUGCCGUCGCUCGUCCUCCCGUCCUUCCCGCUCAUGCUCAAGGCGCAGGCGAUCGUCCACGAUUCCAAAGAUUUCAAGCAGUCCGUCGCCAAGCGAACCGCUAUGAACCUUACGUCAGCUCUGGACUUCGCGGUGAAAGAAGAAAUCAAGGAAUGGAGUUCGAUGUUUCGACCGCUUACCAAGUUGGACCAAAUGGAGGUAGACCUGCUCGCAGCCGUCAAUCCGUACACUUUCAAGUUGGAAUUGCAAAUUUCAACACUGGCCGCGACACCAUCGCGUACGCAAAUGAUGAGACCGAGCAUUAUAAGUUGAACCGCGCAAAGUCCGAAGAUAAGAUCUAUAAAAGAAUCGAACCACUGGUCCUCAAACCAAGCCGUUAUCGAGUUAAAAAGCUUUCCUCGUCUACGUACCUUGAUUUGAUGCGUUGGGAACUCAGCGUUGAUCAUGGAAUCGAUGU